AUGAAGGUGCACCAGCCCAGAGAUGGUAGCGCCGCAAAGCGCUGUCGCUUCACGACUCGUGUUGGUGGGAUGACCCAUGUUGAUGAUGAUGGUAAGCCCUUGUGCCGCAACAACCUUUGCGACAACCCCAUGCCGUUUGAUGGGAUGGAUGGAUCGAAUGAUUAUAAGGAUAAGUACGCUCUUAGAUUGAAGAAUGAUAUAAGAGAGCAAAACACAUGGCUGUGCAAGAUCGACGGGGAAAAGAACAAGAAGGUUGAGCAUUGUAGUUUUGAAGGUUGCGGCAAGCAUUUCGUUUCCCAUGGAAUCCCGAUUGCUUCGUAUUGA
Parastagonospora nodorum SN15 is the source of this 324-nucleotide messenger RNA. RefSeq lists its product as hypothetical. The record is from RefSeq and is a predicted model, not a curated record. The transcript has a single exon. NCBI's taxonomy places the organism in Eukaryota, Fungi, Ascomycota, Dothideomycetes, Pleosporales, Phaeosphaeriaceae. Bases 1 to 324 code for a protein of 107 amino acids.